CUCUAUCCUAUAGAUAAGCGCGCAAAGGCACACUGCUUCUGAAUAAAAACAAUCCUCGCUCACUGUCUUCUCUACUCUCUCUGUGUCUAUCAAUUCACUGUUAUAUGUAUUGAGCUACAUACAUAUGUAUAUAUAUAUAUAUAUAUAAAUAGAGAGAGAGAGAGAACGAGAAGGCCAUGGAUGCGUUCGCUAUUCAUCUGGCGAUGGCGGCUUUAGUCGGAGCUUCGUUCGUGGCGGUAUCGGCCUAUUACAUGCACCGCAAAACCCUAAGUCAGUUGCUGGAGUUCGCGAAGGCGGUGGAGAGAGAAAGAGAGGACGGCGAGGAAGAGCUCGGCCGUGACGACUCGCCGGAGCAUUUCAAGAAGUACGUCGAGAAGCGGCGAAGCCACGGCGGCCGGAGAAAGGGGAAUGGCUAUUACCGCCGUGUAUCGGCAUUGAUGCCGGACGUUGUGGCGAUUUCCGGUUAUGUUGUCGAUGGCGUUGAGGUCGGGUUGCCGAGGCUGCAGACGCUUCCUGAAGGAAAACCUGCUGGCCAUGUGGGUUCAACCAAAAGAACUGGGCAUCUACUUAAACCAACUUCUCCCAAGUCUCCGGUUGCCAGUGCCAGUGCUUUUGAAAGUGUGGAAGAAUCAGAUGAUGAAGAUAAUAUGACUGACAAUGCUAAACUAAAUACGUAUAUUCAUACUAACGGAAAUGCUGGUCCAGGGUGUAAUAGCAUGUUCCAGGAUGUACCAAACAACAAUAAUGCGAAUGGAGAGCAAAUUGCUAUAGCCGCAUCAAGUAUGAUCCGUACACAUAGUGUAUCUGGUGAUCUGCAUGGUGUUCAGCCUGACCCCGUGGCAGCUGAUAUUCUUAGGAAGGAGCCAGAGCAUGAAAUUUUUGUUCGACUUAACCUUAGCCCUAAUGAGGCACCGCCAUCACUUGAGGAAGCGGAUGUCUAUAGGAAUCUGCAAGCUUGCCUUGAACUGCGACGAAGUUACGUAUUUAGGGAAGUUAUUGCUCCAUGGGAGAAAGAAGUUAUAUCCGAUCCGAGCACGCCGAAGCCUAAUCCAAAUCCAUUUGAUUACACCUCUCAGGGAAAAUCCAAUCAUUAUUUUGAGAUGGAAGAUGGAGUAGUUCACGUUUAUGCAAAUAAAGAUUCAAAAGAGAAGCUUUUUCCGGUUGCUGAUGCAACAACCUUUUUCACCGACCUGCAUCACAUUCUUAAAGUAAUAGCAGCUGGGAACAUCCGAACAUUAUGUCAUCAUCGGCUGGGUCUUUUGGAACAAAAAUUCAAUCUUCAUUUGAUGCUUAAUGCGGAUAGGGAGUUCCUAGCUCAGAAAAGUGCACCGCAUCGUGACUUUUAUAAUGUCAGGAAAGUUGACACACAUGUUCAUCACUCAGCUUGCAUGAACCAGAAACAUCUUUUGAGGUUUAUAAAGUCAAAGUUGAGGAAGGAGCCAGAUGAGGUUGUUAUAUUUCGAGAUGGGACAUAUUUGACAUUGAAAGAGGUUUUCGAGAGUUUGGAUUUAACUGGGUAUGACCUGAAUGUCGACCUUUUAGAUGUUCAUGCUGACAAGAGUACCUUUCAUCGUUUUGACAAAUUCAACUUAAAGUAUAAUCCCUGUGGUCAAAGUAGGCUAAGGGAGAUUUUCCUUAAGCAAGAUAACCUUAUCCAGGGUCGUUUCCUGGCUGAGCUGACAAAGCAAGUUUUUUCAGAUCUUGAUGCAAGUAAAUAUCAGUUUCUGUUGUUACAGAUGGCUGAAUACAGGAUAUCGAUAUAUGGUAGAAAGAUGAGUGAGUGGGAUCAAAUGGCAAGUUGGAUAGUGAAUAAUGAAUUGUACAGUAAUAAUGUUGUUUGGCUUAUUCAGCUUCCGCGAUUGUACAAUGUGUACAAGGAAAUGGGAAUUGUGACAUCAUUUCAGAACAUUCUUGAUAAUAUCUUUCUUCCUCUGUUUGAGGUUACUGUUGAUCCAGAUUUGCACCCUCAGUUGCAUGUUUUCUUGAAACAGGUUGUUGGGUUGGAUUUGGUGGAUGACGAAAGCAAGCCUGAAAGACGCCCCACAAAACAUAUGCCCACACCGGCUCAGUGGACUAAUAUAUUCAAUCCUGCAUUCUCAUACUAUGUGUACUACUGUUAUGCAAAUCUUUACACUUUAAAUAAGCUUCGUGAGUCAAAGGGCAUGACAACUAUUAAAUUCCGUCCACAUUCAGGGGAGGCCGGCGAUAUCGACCACCUUGCUGCAACAUUUCUUACGGCUCAGAAUAUUUCUCACGGAAUCAAUUUGAGGAAAUCUCCUGUACUUCAAUAUUUGUAUUACUUGGCUCAGAUUGGUCUGGCCAUGUCUCCUCUGAGCAACAACUCCUUAUUUUUGGACUACCAUCGAAACCCUUUACCUAUGUUUUUCUUAAGGGGCCUCAAUGUUUCCCUUUCUACUGAUGAUCCGCUACAAAUCCACUUGACCAAAGAGCCCUUGGUGGAAGAAUACAGUAUUGCUGCAUCUGUUUGGAAGUUGAGUUCAUGUGACCUAUGUGAAAUAGCCCGUAACUCAGUCUACCAAUCAGGUUUCUCACAUGCUCUGAAGUCCCACUGGAUUGGGAAGGAGUAUUACGAGAGAGGACCUAAUGGAAAUGAUAUUCACAAGACAAAUGUGCCACAUAUACGGCUGGAAUUCCGUGAUAUGAUAUGGAGAGAGGAAAUGCAAAAAGUUUAUCUGGGGAAUGCCAAUUUUCCUAAAUACAGAGACCCAUAAUGCGCUUAGCUUGUACAUUUGCAGAUUCACCAUUUCUUACAUUUCCAGAGGGCAGGGCAAAAAGCAGAGGCCAUACCAUGGAGAUCAGUGGCUGAUGUAAAUGAAAAUGCAGUCUUGAUGUCUUCAGCAUUUCAGGAAGAGCUUUGGGCCACAAUAAAAGACUAGAGAGCCAGCUAGUUUCAACCUGGUACAUAUAAGCAUAAAACUACGCUAAGUUAUUUUAGUUUUUAAAUGUUAUCAAUGACAAAAUAAUACAUCAUUAGUGGAUUUUGUAUUAUAACGAUUAUCAUCGCCAAGUAAAAUUUAUUUGCUUAAA
This is a messenger RNA of Camellia sinensis, 3048 nucleotides long. Lineage: Eukaryota; Viridiplantae; Streptophyta; Magnoliopsida; Ericales; Theaceae. The record is from RefSeq and is a predicted model, not a curated record.